Messenger RNA from Culex pipiens pallens (northern house mosquito), 3259 nucleotides. It is a transcript of the gene lama, whose product is annotated as putative phospholipase B-like lamina ancestor. Gene Ontology annotation, cellular component: extracellular region. Gene Ontology annotation, molecular function: glycerophospholipase activity. Gene Ontology annotation, biological process: phospholipid catabolic process. Bases 1128 to 3029 code for a protein of 633 amino acids. The transcript has 6 exons. The record is from RefSeq and is a predicted model, not a curated record. Lineage: Eukaryota; Metazoa; Arthropoda; Insecta; Diptera; Culicidae.
CCAGUUUCCGCAAGUUACGCAAGGGUCUUCCGCGGACAACAAGUGCUCAAAUUGCCCCACCCAACAGCACCAGAAGAAGUUCGCCGAAGAAGUGUGCUCAAGCAGCUGUUGGAGUUCAGCGAAGAGUUCAGCGAAAAGCGGAAAUAGUGUCUGUGCCUGUGUGAAAGUGUGCGCAAAAUUGUGCUCGAAAGUAUAGUUUGCUCGAAGGUUGAACCAACUACUAAGCCAGCGUGCAGCAGCGGCGUUGACAUCGACGGUAGCUCCUCCCUGUCCACCUCUACGGCUUCUGCUACGGAACGCCUCUUCGCCGAGUCGGAUUCCUUGGCCGUGCACGCUCUACUUAGCUUGAAGGUGGCAGACUGCAGACUGGCUUGUGCAUCCACCCCAUACCGGCCACUCGAGUGCCCCGCCGGAGGAGCAUCCAGAGGCGCGUCGCGUCCAACCGCCCCAGGCCCGCACCCCCUUUCCGAUGGGUUGACACGACACCCAGUUCCGGCGGCCGGCGGUCUUCCUGACGACGGGAAAUAAAAGAUAGUUUGUGUGAAAGAGAGGAGCGGAGAGGGAGGGAAAGUGUGCAGAUUUGGAACCUUGGAACCGGAUUACGGAGCGGAAGCUGACCGGAAGGUGCAGGUGACCUCACCAGCCACGCCGCGUAGAUCUACGCAAGUCUCGUCGCGAAGACGUCGCCGUCAACGAAUCAGCAGUGUUGGGAGAGUAGCCCUUGCUUACACCGGCCUCACCGUGUCUAGCCGCCCACCCAGUACCGCUUUCCAAUGAGAGUAGUCGGAACGUCGUCGAGUCGUCGGUACAAAUUGGCCAAGGCAGCCGCCGUUGCCGGCCAGGGAUACUUUGAGGAGUGCACCAUCCUGCUGCACCUGUUUGCCGGACUUGGCCUGGUCAUCGCCGACCUCAACUAUUGCCAGGCUUAGCUGGGCUCGCACCGGGCUCAGCCGAUUUCGUAGUUAAGUGCCCAAGAAGUCUCUCGAGGAAGCAAAGCGGAAGGAAGUUUGUGUGCUCAAGUGCUCGAUCCGUCCAGGAAAAGUCUAGGAGAAGUAAAGAAAAAAAAAAGAAGUUAGUGCUAUUUUACACCUUAUUGUGUUCAGGAAAAAGGCCCCAAAAUAGGCACCAUGUUGAAAGUGGUCGGUGCAUCGUGGUACAGAACGCGGAUAAGUACGUACAUCCUGGUGGGGGCGUGCAUGCUUGCGUUCGGGGCGUUCUUCAUCGCCGAUAUGGAAAGACCCGUCUACAACGGCACGUACUGCGCCACCGCGUACUGGGCCCGCAAUUCGGGCUUCCGCGUCGAGUUCUGGGGCCAGCGUAAUGAUCUGGAGGCGGUGCCGCAGGGUGCGGUGCGCGCCUGCUACAGCGACUCGCUGCUCGAGAGCGGGUGGUCGCAGCUGGAGCUGGAAUCGCAGCAGGAGUUCCCGGACAAGAUCCAGGCGUUCGCCGCCGGGAUGCUGGAGGGGGCGCUCAGCUGGCACAACAUCUACCUGCACUGGUCAAAUACUGUUCACGCGGAAUGUUCCCGGGACGAUCAGUCGGAGGAGUUUUGCGAUUGGUUGCGUAAGAUCAUAACGACGAACGUGGAGACGGUCAAGAAGAUGGCGGACAUGAAGAGUGAGCAUGACCAUUACUGGUAUCAGAUUGGGUUGUUCUACGAUCAGUUGGAUGGUUUGGAGUUUGGCUUCCGGAAGGGAGUUCGACGAUCCCGGCAGGACUACGAGAUUCCGAUGGAGGAUUUCCUGUUGAUGAACAGUGCGGUUGAUAUUCGGGACUUGAAGGCGUACUACAUGAAUUAUCUGGACGGGGAAAGUGGCUUGCAGUUGGAACCGAACAAGGGAAUGAUGCUGUUGAAGAUCCUGGAGUCUGGUGGAGGUCUGGUGAAGAUCUUGCUUGGUCACACAAGUGACGGCAGCUACGCUUCGAUGUUGCGCAUGGUGAAGAAGUACACGCUGAGGUAUCACUUUUCCGAGGACUCCAGCGUUGACCGAGUGGUACCGAGUACCAACAUCGUGUUCACGGGAUAUCCGGCUACCCUGGCAUCACUGGAUGACUUCUACAUGCUCUCUGGCGCUCGGCAUCGCAUGGUCGCGGCCGGCAUUAAGAUCGCGAACGACAAUCUGAAUCUCUGGACCAAGAUUGACCUGGUACGAUCGGUGGCUUUGGCUCCCCGGGUUAUGGCCACGAACCGAUUGGCGCACAGUGGCCGCGUUUGGGCCAAGUAUUUUGCGCGCAGCCCAUCGACCGGGGCCAAGCAGUGGUUGAUCGUGGACAUGAAGCGGCUCAACCGAGGUUUAAACGUCACCGACGAGUCCGCUGAAGUGGAAGAGAUCCUGGCGGCGGCGGCUGCCGGAGGCCACGUGGAACCGAACGAGUACGAAGAACAUCACACAGAGACGCGCCACAUGGACGACUACGUGGACGUUAACUUUGAGGAACACGCCAGCCGAACGGCCUCGGUCAGUCGAAUCAGCGACGGAGGUCUGUUUUGGGUUGUGGAUCAGCUUCCCGGAAGGCUGCACGCCGAAGACAUGACCGAAGCAAUCAUCCGCGACGGAUACUGGCUGGGCACGGGAGUGCCGAUCUUCAAGGAACUGGCGGACAUUGGCCGGGUCAAGACGAACACCACCGACUCGACGCAACAUUCCAUCCAGGACAAGAUCCUCAACAACAUCACCGACCUCGAGGGCUUGGCCAAAUUCAUCCGGCACAGCGCGUACCGCGGUGACCUGGACCAGCAGCGCCCCAUGGCGUUCGGCAACAUCGACAUGAAGCUGCUCGUCGAUGGCAACGAGAACAGCACCACAUUCCAGGCUUAUUCGGGCCCGCUGUACGAUCCGCCGCUAAGCGAUGGCCAGGCGGCCAAGCGCAGUGUGAUGUCGGAGGGGGAGGGCGAAGAACCGGUGCGCACCAGACGCCUCAAACCGUUCGAGUGGAGCGGAGCCGCUUCCAAGCUGGACGUGCGCCACCAGGGCCAGCCGGACGUUUGGGACUUUGGACGACAGUCGCCGCAGUGGGCGUGGGACUGAACAAAGGGUUGUGAUCUCCGUGGGUUGAGGGGAAAAAAUAUGUGCCUUAAAACUUAAACAAAUCACUUUUUAUAGAUUUUUUCGCCUUCCAUUAGAAUAACAAAUUCGAAUUGUGACGAGAAAAAUUUUAAUCGAAAAAAGAACAGAUGCAAUAUAAAGUUUUUGACAAUCCUAUUGUGAAGCAGCACAAUUUUGACGUAUUAAAUAAAUAGCAAAGUUUUACAAAAAGA